AUGGGUUGUACGUCGACAAAACUAAAAUCUAAGAAGGAUAUGUGUUUUGUUAAUGUUCCUCUUUAAGCUGGAAGAAAAAUGAGUAAAGAAGAAGGAAUCAUAUCCAGGGAAUAUAAAAUUAACUCCACAAGGAUUACUUAGGCCAAAAAGUAAAUAGUUAGUGAAGUAUCUCCUGUCUUAAGUGAAGGUAAGAAUGUCUCAAACUUACCUACUCAAAAAGGAACAUAAAAAUCAUGA
This is a messenger RNA of Paramecium pentaurelia, 237 nucleotides long. The record is from the annotation of a GenBank genome assembly. Lineage: Eukaryota; Ciliophora; Oligohymenophorea; Peniculida; Parameciidae.